GAACACACCGACCCACUGAGAACCUGUGCCUCCCUGCAACACUCCUCCCUUCACAUAAAGUGCACGGCAGGGUCGACGCGCGCUCGGUCCAGACGAACUUUCCGCGAGUUCUGAUGGAUUUUUGCACAAGUGCGUGAGAUCAAAAGGAUGUCACCCGAUGCGAACAAGACCAACCUGACGGCGGAGAGCCGGGACGCAGCGGCAGCGUCGGACCCUAACUGGCACGUCCUGUUCGGCGCGUGUCUGACGCUCGCGGCCGUCAUCUCCUCGGGAGGCUUGUUCUCCCUCGUGUCUCUGCUCAGGACGCGGAGCAGGUCGUCCAUGUGCCUCAUCGUGGCCUCGCUCUCGGUGGACGACCUGAUCUGCGUGGUGCCGCUGUGCCUCGCCAUGGCCCUGCAGUGGACCGGGGACGGGACGGUGUGCACGUUAUCCGGUCUCCUGUACGUUUUCCAGGGACUCUCGAGCAACAUGAAGGCGUGCCUGGUCGUGGCGUACGCGCUCUACACGACCAAGCGCGUCGGCGCGCGCCAGGAGAGCGACGAGGAGGCGGGGAGCGCGAGACGCGGCCGGGUGCUGUGCGCGCUCGCGCUGGUGUGGACGCUGAGCCUGGCGGUGAGCGCGCUCCCGGUGUGCGGCUGGGGCCGUUUCGCGCGCGCCUCCUUCGGCUGCCUGCCGCGCAACGACGACCUCUACGCGCCGUUCCUGUGCGCGCUGUACGCGCUGUGCGCCGGCGGGCUCGCGGUCUGCGCCGCGCCUCUCGCGCACCGGCUCCUGUGCUCCGCCGAGGCGCUCCAGUCCGGCGCGUUCACCUCUCUGUCUCGGGAGAGUCUGGACAGGAGCUUCGGUGGGUUCGGAUCGCACGGGGCCGGACUGAGGAAUAAGAGCGAGACAUGCUCGUGCUCUUCUCCCGCCAGUGAGCUGCGCUUCGGGAAGGACGGCGUGCGCCGCUGCCCCGCCAGGCUCUUCGCGCAGAAACGCUUCUCGCUGAUCCUGGCGAUGGCUCGAGUGCUGCUGUGGAUGCCCAUGAUGAUACAGAUCCUCAUCAGCUACAUCAUACGGGUACACAGUUCAUCCGCUGAGACACUGUGCUUUUUCCUGACCUUGCUCUCAGCCACUGUCACCCCAGUGUUCUGUCUCUCCGAGCGCUGGAUUCAUCUUCCCUGCGGCUGUUUCAUCAACUGCGGUCAGGAUGUCGGCUCUGUCUCCUCUGCCAUGCAUAAAAGGAGAUUCGAAUUCAACCUUUCCUUCCAGCAAGGUUACGGGAUUUACAAGAUACCUCACGCGCCCUCACCGACCGUGGAGAAGCCCUGCUACAGCAGUCUGUAUGACCACGAUUUCUCCAAAAGCCGCGUGGCGAUCCUUAGCAGCGGGCAGAUCACGAGUCUGGCCUCACGUGACUUCAGGAAGAUGGUGGUGGAAGAGGAGGAGGAUUGCUCCCUCCACGGUAAGCUCCUCUCGGACAAGGUGUCGCAGCAGGUGAGGACGGACACCCCGGAGCAGCUGAACUCGGUGGAGCAGGACGCUUUCGGAAAGGUGUCUCCUGCCGUGUCAGGCUGUGACGGGGAGGAUCUAAACCUGGACACUUCCUCCGUCUUCGACGGUCCAGAGAGAAGGCUGUCGCAUGAGGAGUGUCGUAAGAUCGAGCUGUCCGACUGGGAGUGGUGCAGGAGCAAAUCAGAGAGGACGCCCAGACAGAGAUCUUCAGGCGGAUUGGCGAUACCUCUUUGUGCUUUCCAGGGGACUGUGUCUCUCCAAGCACCCACUGGCAAAACACUCUCCCUGUCCACCUAUGAAGUGAGCAGUGAUGGCCUCAGGAUCUCCCCCAACAACGCCAAGAAGGUCGAGGUGUACCGCUCUAAAUCAGUGGGGCAUGAGCCUAGCGCGGAAGAGCCUAACUCCGGCAGCGGUUGUGUAGGAGUGGCCGACACCAAUGUGAAGAUCCACUUGGAGGUCCUGGAGAUCUGUGACAAUGAGGAGGCCAUGGACAGUGUUUCCAUCGUAUCCAACAUCAGCCAGUCGUCAACGCAUGCACGCUCCCCAUCACUGCGCUACUCUCGCCGUGAAAAUCGCUUUGUAUCAUGUGAGCUGGGAGAGACGGCGUCAUACUCACUGCUGAUCCCUGGCUCCAGUCCGGAUGCUGAUGGCCUUAACAUACACAUUCCAGAUACGGUGGAGGCUCACCGGCAAAACAGCCGGCGCCAACGGAGCGAAGCAGGCGGUUACCGUGAGGAGAUCCAACUUCUAAAUGAGGUCUACAAGAAACAAGAGGGAGAACUGGAGAACUAGUAUUAGCAGAUGUUUAGAGAUCUUGGUAGUGCUUAAUGAAAGGGGUUUGAAUGUCUUCAAGUAAAAAAGUUUUAAUAGAGAACAAACUUGAGACAGGAGAAAUAAACAGGACACAGGCUGGGAAACAGUUAAUUUCAGAAUCUUCUAGAAGAUCUAGGAGUCAGAUGAAGGAAAAGUAUGUGGUUUUGCAAAAUUUAAAAAUAGGCUUGAGAGGUAUCAAUAAUUCCAUGCAGUUAAAUACGGGAAUAUACAAAUUCCUUUUGGGGGGAACACUUAAAAGGUUUAUACAGAGUCAACAAAACGUCUGACUCCUGGCUGGCUCUCCAAGUCGAAAUAAGUACCCUUUUAUCUAUAUUCUCCAAUAAGUAUUAUCCCUUAUUCUUUAAUACCUUUUAAAAAAUAGUACUCGUAAAAGUACUUGGAGUGCGAAGGUUUACAGUCAGUAUCAUAUGAAGAUGCACUUUACUUCAUGUUACAUACGGUAGUUAUGUUGCAUUAAAAGAAAACGAAACUACUGUACACACAUCCUCAUGAAUACCCAAGCCGAUUCAUCCGCUUUUCUUUUUGUAAAUUUGAGGUCUUCCUUUUGCUCAUGGUAUUGUUUUUUGCUCCUGUUACUCUAUGUUGUUAUCCCUGUAGCCAUGGAAGUUGUUGUGACAUUUUAAUAGCACCCCCUGCAGUACUGGAGCACUUGAUUGCAGUUCCCAGAAGGAUCGUGCAGAGAGUAUGCAAGCUUGUAUUCAUGCAAAAAGACCCUCUCGAAUGUCUCUGGAUGAAAUAUGCUCGGAGUUUAAGACUACUGUUAAGGUUUGAAUCCAGAGAGAAUGAUAUUGCAGAAGUCAAGUUAAUUGCCCCUUGGAUUUGGUGGUUAGUAAUGAGGCAGACCUUCAGUCUUUGUUUUUUUCUACAGAAACGAGUGUCUGAUGUUUACAGACCAAUAGAACGGCUCGGGGUAUUCAUAUAUAUAUAUAAAUGAAACAUAAAGAGCAGGGUACAGAAAGCCACUUCCUUACAUGUGAUGUUGUUAAUCAGCUUGAAAGAAGAUAAGCCCACUGGGAAUUCUCCCAGCCCUCCUGACUACCACUCUUGUCAUUAGUGUGAACAGCCUUCUGUCUUCAAACAGCUUUGAGCCAUGCUUUUCCCGAAUCAAUAACACCAUUUGCAUGAUGUAGAAAGGUCAUAAACAACUGAAAUAAAAGCCACUGUGUUUAUACAGCAGCCUUGAAAAAGCUUCUAUGUGGUCGAAGUCGGACAUGUAGUGUUUGGUUGAAAAACACAGGACACUGAAUGAUUUAAAGUCUGAGUUAAAAGGGAGAAUGUAUUUUUUUUUUUUUCCGUUUCCCAGAAAGACAUUAAGGCAGUAAUUAUCUCAAAGCAAAUACUGUUUAUGGAUUUCAUUUGCAUUUUACAUCCUUCUUCCUUCAUUUCUCUUUAGUAAGGUCUUUAUCCUCGGUCAGGGUCACUGUGGACC
Clarias gariepinus (North African catfish) is the source of this 3757-nucleotide messenger RNA. RefSeq names its product probable G-protein coupled receptor 149. Gene Ontology annotation, molecular function: neuropeptide binding; G protein-coupled receptor activity. The transcript is spliced from 4 exons. Gene Ontology annotation, cellular component: neuron projection. Bases 148 to 2286 code for a protein of 712 amino acids. NCBI's taxonomy places the organism in Eukaryota, Metazoa, Chordata, Actinopteri, Siluriformes, Clariidae. Gene Ontology annotation, biological process: neuropeptide signaling pathway. The record is from RefSeq and is a predicted model, not a curated record.